AUGAAACGAAUAAAUCAGAUAUAAUAAAUUCGGAUGAAACGAAUAAACUGGAUUUAUUGAAUCUGGAUGAAAUAAAAGAACCAGAUAUAAUAAAUCUGGAUGAAAUGAAGGAACUGGAUAUAAUAAAUCUGGAUGAAAUGAAGGAACUGGAUAUAAUAAAUUCAGAUGUAACGAAUAAACCAGAUUUAUUAAAUCUGGAUAGAACGAAAGUAUUCAGUUUUAUUCGUAUCUAA
Funneliformis geosporum is the source of this 233-nucleotide messenger RNA. Lineage: Eukaryota; Fungi; Glomeromycota; Glomeromycetes; Glomerales; Glomeraceae. The record is from the annotation of a GenBank genome assembly.